Messenger RNA from Bipolaris sorokiniana ND90Pr, 1536 nucleotides. RefSeq lists its product as uncharacterized. Lineage: Eukaryota; Fungi; Ascomycota; Dothideomycetes; Pleosporales; Pleosporaceae. The transcript is spliced from 2 exons. Gene Ontology annotation, biological process: GABA catabolic process. The record is from RefSeq and is a predicted model, not a curated record. Gene Ontology annotation, cellular component: mitochondrion. Bases 1 to 1536 code for a protein of 511 amino acids. Gene Ontology annotation, molecular function: pyridoxal phosphate binding.
AUGGCUUCUCUUCUUCGUACUGCCGGCCGUUCGCGGGCGAUUCUUCCUCGUGUGAAUGCUCACACAGCCUCAAGGGUACCAAUGACGCUCAAUAGACGAUAUGCUACCGCAGCCGCCGCUGUCGCUACAGACAGCGGAGAGCAGUCGUUCUUCCCCGACGAGCCCAAGCUGCCAAUUGUGAAGACACAGAUUCCCGGGCCCAACAGCCAAAAGGCUAUUGAGAAGCUCGGCAAGGUGUUUGAUAUCCGAAGCUUGAACAUGAUGGCCGACUAUUCACGAAGCUACGGCAACUAUAUUGCCGACCUCGACGGCAAUGUCCUUCUCGAUGUAUAUGCCCAGAUUGCCUCUAUCCCAGUCGGCUACAACAACCCUUCUCUCCUUCUCGCAGCCACCUCCCCAGAAAUGGCCUCAGCGAUCAUCAACCGACCCGCCCUCGGAAACUUCCCUCAGCACGACUGGGCCGACAUCCUCGAAAGCGGCAUCCUCUCCGUAGCACCUAAAGGCCUCAACCAAGUCUUCACCGCACAAGCCGGUUCCGACGCCAACGAGCUCGCCUACAAAGCAGCCUUCAUGUGGAAGCGCCAGCAACAACGAGGCGGCGCCGACGCCGACUUCUCCGCCGAAGACAUCGCCUCCUCCAUGAACAACAAAUCCCCUGGCGCCCCGGACAUGUCGAUUCUCUCCUUCAAAACCGGGUUCCACGGCCGCCUCUUCGGCAGUCUCUCUACAACCCGCUCAAAGCCCAUCCACAAACUCGACAUCCCCGCCUUCGACUGGCCACAAGCCCCCUUUCCCCAGCUCAAGUACCCCUUGGCAGAGCACGAGGCGGAAAACAGGCGAGAAGAGCAGAGAUGCUUGGAUGAAACAGAGCAGUUGCUUAUGAAUUACCACAACAAACCCGUCGCCGCCGUGGUCGAACCCGUCCAAUCCGAAGGCGGCGACAACCACGCCACCCCCUUCUUCUUCCAAGGGCUCCGCGAAAUCACAAAGAAACACAACGUCCUCCUCAUCGUUGACGAAGUCCAGACUGGCGUCGGUGCAACAGGCAAGUUCUGGGCGCAUGAGCACUGGGGUCUCUCUUCCCCACCCGACAUUGUUACUUUCUCCAAGAAAGCCCAGACCGCAGGUUAUUAUUUCGGCAACGAUGAUUUGAGGCCGAAUAAGCCGUACCGCCAGUUUAACACGUGGAUGGGUGAUCCCGCGCGUGCAAUCUUGUUCAGAGCCAUCAUCCAGGAGAUUCAGAGAUUGGAUCUCGUGAGUAGUACUGCUGCCACUGGCGAUUACCUUUUCAGUGGGCUAGAGCGCUUGGCGGAGAAGUAUCCUGCUGAGAUUCAGAAUCUGCGUGGAAAGGGACAGGGGACUUUUAUUGCGUUUGAUAGUGGGAGGAGGGAUGAGGUGCUUAAGAAGGCGAAGGGCCAGGGGGUGAAUAUUGGAGGCUCCGGGGAGAGGGCGGUGAGGUUACGGCCUAUGCUUAUUUUCCAGAAGCAGCAUGCGGAUUUGUUGCUUGAGAGGUUGGAGAAUGUGUUUAGGGGGUAG